AUGUCGGCUCAGCAGCCCGACCGCUGGCUGUGGGUCCUCUACGUCGGCGACCCGCUCUGGCAUCAACGUAUGGAGUGGCGCCUCGCCAUCUGCACGCCCGACGGGGACGUGCACGACGGGGACUAUUCGGGCAUGUCGGCCGACAUCGCGGCCAUUCGUGUGUGUUCGGAUCGGAGUCGGCCUCCCGGGAUCACUGCUCAGGACAGCUUCCGCUUCAGGCGCGCUCCGACUGCUGCGGGGAUCACGGCCUUCCAGGCGGCCGGUGAGACCUGCGCUGCGGCGGCGCUCGCGUCCGAGGCGGCUGUGGCGGGCCAACCGUUUGUGGCGCCUGCGGCCGGCUGUGUGGCGCCCCUGCCCGCCGAUGGCGUCGACGGCGCUGCCGCUGCUGGACCCGCGCCCGCGGCGCAUGGCGCCGGCGCCGGAGCCUUGCUGCCGGCGGCGCCUGGGACGGCGGCGCCUGCUGCUGCGCUGGCUGGAACCGCUGUCGGCGCGCCUGCUACCCUGGCUCUGAACUGGGUGGUCAUUGAGAGAACGACCUUCGCCAAGCGGGGUGAGACGGUCCUGCCCCUGGCGAACGCGGUGGCGCAGGGUGACCUGGCGAUCGUGCAGACGCCGUCUGGCCUCAGCGUGGCCUUGCGGAACAUCCACGCCAUGGACGCCGGGGUGUUCGCGACGCUGGAGUCGGUCCGAAACCCGCGGAUCUUGGACGGCUCGGCCCAC
Molecule: messenger RNA, 720 nt
Organism: Prorocentrum cordatum
Lineage: Eukaryota; Dinophyceae; Prorocentrales; Prorocentraceae
Source: the annotation of a GenBank genome assembly